This is a messenger RNA of Hypoxylon fragiforme, 1347 nucleotides long. RefSeq names its product NAD-binding Rossmann fold oxidoreductase family protein. Gene Ontology annotation, molecular function: nucleotide binding. The transcript has a single exon. The record is from RefSeq and is a predicted model, not a curated record. Lineage: Eukaryota; Fungi; Ascomycota; Sordariomycetes; Xylariales; Hypoxylaceae. Bases 1 to 1347 code for a protein of 448 amino acids.
AUGGCCUCCACCACCGCGCCGCUCCGCCCAUCCCCAGCCCCCGCAGCGGCAGCCGGGCGGAAGCGCUACGCGAUCGUCGGCACCGGCGGGCGCGCGAUAUUCUUCUACACCGCGAUCGCGCGCACGUACUCCGGGACGUCGUGCGUCGUCGGUCUCUGCGACACGAACGCCACGCGCAUGGCGUACGCGAACUCGAAGCUGGCAUCCCUCGGCCACGGCGCCGUGCCGACCUUCGCCGCGGCAGACUUCGACCGCAUGGUCGCGGAGACCAGGCCCGACGAGGUGAUCGUGACGACGAUCGACCGCACGCACAGCCAGUACAUCGUGCGCGCGCUCGACCUCGGCUGCAGCGUCGUGACCGAGAAGCCCAUGACGAUCGACGCGCCGCGGUGCCUGGCCAUCUUCGCGGCCGUGGAGCGCAACCCGGCGCAGCGGGUGCGCGUGACCUUCAACUACCGGUACGCGCCGCACAACACGGCCGUGUACUCGCUGCUGCAGGCGGGCGCCAUCGGCGCCGUCACGAGCGUGCACUUCGAGUGGAUGCUCAACACGUCCCACGGCGCCGACUACUUCCGGCGCUGGCACCGCGACAAGCGCAACAGCGGCGGGCUGCUCGUGCACAAGAGCACGCACCACUUCGACCUCGUCAACUUCUGGCUGCGCACGCGGCCCGCCACCGUGUACGCGCAGGGGGACCUGAAGUUCUACGGGCGGGAGAACGCCGAGCUGCGGGGCGUCCCGCCCUCCGCCAUGUAUGCGCGCGCCCGUGGCAGUGCGAGCGCGAAGGACGACCCGUUCGCCCUGCACCUCGAGGACAGCGAGCAGCUGAAGGCGAUGUACCUGGACGCGGAGCACGAGGACGCGUACUACCGGGACCAGAGCGUGUUCGGGGACGGCAUCAGCAUCGAGGACACGAUGAACCUGCUGGUGCGGUACAAGAACGGCGCCGUGCUGACGUACUCGCUGACGGCGUACGCGCCAUGGGAAGGGUUCCGCGUCAGCUUCAACGGGACGGGCGGACGGCUGGAGAUGGAGGUCGUCGAGAACAGCUACGUGAACUCCGGGGGCGACCAGGCGGCUGAGGGGUCGCUAGAGCGGAGGACGAUCACCCUACGCAAGCUGUUCGAGAAGCCGCAGGAGAUCGAGAUCCCUGAGAGCGAGGGUGCCCAUGGUGGUGGGGAUACUGUGCUAUUAAACGAUAUAUUCGGCGAGCCGACAACCGACGAGUAUAUGCGUGCUGCAAGUCACAUCGACGGUGCCCUAUCUAUCCUAACAGGUAUCGCUGCGAAUAGGUCUAUUGCUACGGGGCAGGUGGUAAAUGUUGACGAUGUGUUGAGAAUACCAUGA